GGCAGGGCAGGAGCGGGGCGCGUUCAAAAUGGCGGCGCGGGGCGGGCGCGGCGGCGGCAGCGGGCACGGCAGCCUGGACAAGAGCAUCACGCUGCCGCCCGACGAGAUCUUCCGCAACCUGGAGAACGCCAAGCGCUUCGCCAUAGACAUCGGUGGGUCAUUAACGAAGUUGGCUUAUUAUUCGACUGUGCAGCAUAAAGUAGCAAGAGUGAGAUCCUUUGAUCAUUCAGGAAAGGACAUCGAGCAUGAAUCUCCAUAUGAAGUCACAGUUCAGGAAGAGAUCACAGCUCGACUGCACUUCAUUAAAUUUGAAAACACUUACAUUGAAACCUGCCUUGAUUUCAUUAAAGACCAUCUUGUCAACACAGAAACUAAAGUGAUCAAAGCCACAGGGGGUGGCGCCUAUAAAUUCAAAGAUCUUAUUGAGAAGAAGCUGGGACUAAAGGUGGAUAAAGAAGAUGUAAUGACCUGCCUAAUUAAAGGGUGUAACUUUGUACUAAAAAAUAUACCACAUGAAGUAUUUGCCUACCAGAAAGAUUCGGAUACUGAAUUCCGGUUUCAAACAAAUCAUCCAAAUAUUUUCCCUUAUUUGCUAGUCAACAUUGGCUCUGGGGUGUCCAUAGUGAAGGUGGAAAUGGAGGACAAGUUUGAAUGGAUUGGAGGGAGCUCAAUCGGAGGGGGCACUUUCUGGGGUCUUGGAGCUUUACUCACAAAAACCAAGAAAUUUGAUGAACUGCUACAGCUUGCGUCAAAGGGACAGCACACAAAUGUAGACAUGCUGGUGAAAGAUGUGUAUGGAGGAGCCUGCCAGACUCUGGGUCUAAGUGGAAAUCUAAUAGCUAGCAGCUUUGGGAAAUCUGCCACAGCAGAUAAAGACUUUUCUAAAGAAGAUAUGGCAAAGAGCUUACUGCACAUGAUCAGCAAUGACAUUGGUCAGCUUGCCUGCCUCUAUGCCAAGCUCCAUAAUCUAGACAAAAUCUAUUUUGGAGGAUUCUUUAUUCGGGGUCAUCCAGUUACUAUGCGCACAAUCACCUACAGUAUUAACUUCUUUUCCAAGGGAGAGGUUCAGGCAUUGUUCCUGAGACAUGAAGGCUACCUGGGAGCCAUUGGGGCAUUUUUAAAAGGAGCUGAACAAGACAAUCCCAACCAGUACAGCUGGGGAGAGAAUUAUGCUGGGAGUUCUGGCCUCAUGAGCACUUCGCCUGAUCUUUGCCCCAUGCAGCGUACAAGGAGUGGCACGUUCGAUAUGUUCGAAAUGGAUCGGUUGGAGCGACCACUUGUUAACCUGCCAUUGUUAAAGGACUCGUCCACAUACAUCCCUGACACAGUUGACCUCACAGAUGAUGCCAUGGCCAGAAAAUACUGGCUCACUUGCUUUGAGGAAGCUUUGGAUGGGGUAGCAAAACGUGCUGCAGCCAGUCAGCCAGACUCCAUUGAUGCAGUCGAGCGAGCAGAGAAGUUUCAACAGAAGUACUGGAAUAAGCUCCAGACUCUGAGACAGCAGCCUUUUGCAUAUGGCACCUUAACAGUUAGGAGUUUGUUGGAUACAAGGGAACACUGUCUAAAUGAAUUCAAUUUUCCAGAUCCCUAUUCAAAGAUAAAGCAGAAAGAAAAUGGCAUAGCAUUAAAAUGUUUUCAAGGCGUAAUAGAAUCUUUGGAUUCGUUAGACUGGAAGGAGAGGCAGCUUGCUCUGGUGAAAGGACUUCUUGCAGGGAAUGUCUUUGACUGGGGAGCCAAAGCAGUCUCCGAUGUUCUGGAGUCUGAGACACAAUUUGGAUUUGAAGAAGCAAAGUCAAAAUUGCAAGAGCGCCCAUGGCUAGAAGAUUCCUACGACGAGUGGCUAGAUCGACUAAAGGAGGGCCCCCCUCACAAAUGUGCCUUAAUUUUCGCAGAUAACAGUGGAAUAGACAUCAUUUUAGGAGUCUUCCCUUUUGUCAGAGAGCUGCUCUCUAGUGGCACAGAGGUCAUAUUGGCUUGUAACUCUGGCCCUGCCCUAAAUGAUGUUACCUACAGUGAAUCUCUAAUUGUAGCUGAGAAAAUAGCAGCAAUGGAUUCAGUUAUUCAGUCUGCAUUGAAGGAAGAGAGGCUGCUGUUGGUACAGACAGGUUCAAGUUCUCCAUGUUUGGACCUAAGCCGCCUGGACAAAGGUUUGGCCAUGCUGGUCCGGGAGCGGAAGACGGACUUGGUUAUAAUUGAAGGGAUGGGCCGUGCUAUCCACACAAAUUAUUACGCAGCUCUGAAGUGCGAAAGCCUCAAACUCGCUGUCAUCAAAAACUCCUGGCUGGCUGAGCGGCUGGGUGGGAAGAUCUUCAGUGUCAUUUUUAAGUAUGAAGUGCCACGUGAGUGAUGGGGUCCAGCGGACUGAAUCCACAGCAGCAGCAGGAACGGACUUGCACUAGUUUUACUUUAAUUGUAAAGAAUGUAUUUUUAUUACAACAGGGAAAAUGAGUUCACAUGAAAUUCCAUAUUUAUAUUGUGCUUUUGUGACUUAAAGCAACAAUAUGAUUCAUUAUAUAAAAUAUACACCCCAAAUAUAUAUGUAUAUCACUCAUUGUUUAUUUUGGUAAGUGUUUAUUUUAAUGCUGCAGUAUUUGUGAUGAAAAGACUUUAUUUUUUGUUCUGUGAGACAUUCAUAUAGAAAUAUAUUUAAAUGUCAAUGAAAUCUUUUUUAUACAUCUCUGCCUGCCAUGCCAGCAGUGACUUGGCACAUACCAAAUAGAGUUUUUAAAGUGCUGAAAGCGUUUGACUUUGCAUUUUAAUAUUUGAAUUCCUGAAAUGUUUCUCGCCCACUUUUUGAGCUCUCCCCAGUCUGGUCAGAUGGAGCAAGUUGCCUUCUAACCUGGUGAAUACUGCUGAAUGAAUAUAGGGACCAAAAAUAACUGAUCCAAUAUCCAGUGAGGGUGGCAGAUGGGUAAAUAUCAGGAUCACUAACUUGCUGUAGCAGUUAGGCAAUUCCUACUUUCCCCACAUUUACAGCUGGAUUUUUCUCUUCUUCCCAGAGUGAUCAGGAAACCACAGUUUCAGAAUGAAAGCACAGUUGGUCAGUUUGUAAGUAAUUAACUUUUAUUUCGUUUCAACUGAUUCACAUCCUCUGUCACUAACAAAAAUGCUUGAAGCAGAAUAGCUACCAUUACACUGGUGGCAGACUUGUAUAGUUUGGUUUUAAAGGCAGGUGCUAUUCUGCUUUUAGCUCUACUACAAAUUGCCCACGUGUGAGUUCUCUGAUUUUCAUUUUGGCCUUAGCACGUUGCUUCAGUCUUUGGGGGGCAAACAGGAAGUCUUAACAGUUGCUCCUUCCCAUGGACAGGGUGCAUAAUUGCACAGGAAAUGCCAAUAAACCAAAAGGGGAAUAUGAAUCAUUAACCCUCCUCCUCACUAUUGUCAGCAGAAAGAUGGAGAUCACCCCUCACUUUAAUUUCAUUAGUUCGAGGGUGAAAUAGAGAAUGCAUGCAAAGCAGCUUAUGUAUUUAGCUGAAAAUAUCUAGGCUAAUAAUUGGCAUUAUGCACUUACUGAAAUGAGAUCCCAGCACCUCAGAAUAUCCCUUAUUGUCUGAAAUAAGUGUUAGUUACCUGGUGCAAAAAUACUGUCUUGGUGCUAAAGACAUCUGUGUA
This is a messenger RNA of Gavialis gangeticus (Gharial), 3612 nucleotides long. It is a transcript of the gene PANK4, whose product is annotated as pantothenate kinase 4. NCBI's taxonomy places the organism in Eukaryota, Metazoa, Chordata, Crocodylia, Gavialidae. Gene Ontology annotation, cellular component: cytosol; nucleus. Gene Ontology annotation, molecular function: pantothenate kinase activity; ATP binding. Bases 29 to 2347 code for a protein of 772 amino acids. The record is from RefSeq and is a predicted model, not a curated record. The transcript has 19 exons. Gene Ontology annotation, biological process: coenzyme A biosynthetic process.